AAAUCUGAAAAAAGGAACGGCGAAGAUAAACGUCUACGUGAUCUUGUGGAAAGGACCGCCCAGGAAGUUGUCCCUCGCCUAUUAGGCGAUGACCGCCUUGGGUUCGACAAGGCCGGGAAUGGGAAGCCGGUGACUCCUGUCAUCGUCCAUGGAGAUCUGUGGAGCGGCAACACUGGUGUUGGAAAGAUAUGCCGAGCAUCUCGGGGGCAAGCUGAUGAAGAAGAGGAAGAAGUGGUAGGUGAUGUGGUCUACGACCCAUCUUCAUGCUACGCGCAUAGCGAAUUUGAACUGGGUAUUAUGAAAAUGUUUGGUGGGUUUGGAGGCCAAUUCUACAAGGUAUAUCAUCAGAUUGUGCCGAAGACCGAACCUGUAGAAGAAUAUGACGACCGAAUUGAUUUAUACGAACUGUAA
Nannizzia gypsea CBS 118893 is the source of this 411-nucleotide messenger RNA. Its product is annotated as phosphotransferase enzyme family protein. The record is from RefSeq and is a predicted model, not a curated record. NCBI's taxonomy places the organism in Eukaryota, Fungi, Ascomycota, Eurotiomycetes, Onygenales, Arthrodermataceae. The annotation marks the transcript as partial. The transcript has a single exon.